AUGCUUGGCGACGUCGUGCUGGGCGCAGCGAUGCAGCUGCCGCUGCUGAUCGUGGCGCUGGUGCCACCGCCGCUCCGGGAGCCGAGUCGGCACGCCAGAGCGGGGCAGCCGGGUCGGCAGCCGGGGCCCGGAUCGCGGCUACCGCAGCCGGUCGGGGCGAGCUUUCACGACGAGGCUGCGCAGCGUUUGGUGGCACACACAAAUGACGACCCUCCGUCGCCGCGCGAUGCGGGCCCGCCGGAUAGGUUGUUCACGCCGCCCUCGACCGACGAGAGGCCGCUGAUGAAUCAUUCGGCCAGUAAGGGGCGCAGCCGCAGAAAGAGGUGAGAACGCCGCUUGCCUUCACAUGGGAACACGAAUGUGAAGCCGUUGGGUCGCGCGCCAUGCGCGGUGUGUCGAACAGACACACCCCUGAGGUGUGUUUCAUCGUUGCGCAAGGAUCAAGGCUCUCUUUUUGGAUUUUGCGUUCCAUUCGCCACAUUUUGGCAUAGAUGC
Messenger RNA from Emiliania huxleyi CCMP1516, 495 nucleotides. RefSeq lists its product as hypothetical. Lineage: Eukaryota; Haptophyta; Isochrysidales; Noelaerhabdaceae. The record is from RefSeq and is a predicted model, not a curated record. Bases 1 to 327 code for a protein of 108 amino acids. The transcript has 5 exons.